Messenger RNA from Pygocentrus nattereri (red-bellied piranha), 2498 nucleotides. Its product is annotated as E3 ubiquitin-protein ligase TRIM39-like. Gene Ontology annotation, molecular function: zinc ion binding; protein binding. The coding region runs from base 133 to 1809 and encodes 558 amino acids. The record is from RefSeq and is a predicted model, not a curated record. NCBI's taxonomy places the organism in Eukaryota, Metazoa, Chordata, Actinopteri, Characiformes, Serrasalmidae. The transcript is spliced from 8 exons.
GAUCAAAGCUGGAAGUUCGUGUCAAAUAACAGCUUCUUCACUUGCUGGGUAUUCAGAAACACGGACAGUUCCGACUCUCAGAGAAAAAGACAGAGCGAAAUAAAGGUGUGAAAUAGGAGGAGGAGGAAGAAAAUGGCUGAAUCUUCAUCACAACAACCAAGAGAUGGCAGCAGGAGCAGCAUUGAUUUACCUCUAAAGUUUGCUCCUGACUCCAGUGGUCUCCUGUCUGAAGAUCAGUUCCUGUGUUCUAUCUGUCAGAAUGUCUUCACUGAUCCAGUCUCUAUUCCAUGUGGACACGACUUCUGCAUGAAAUGUAUUAGAACAUGCUGGGGUGACAGUGAGCAGUGUCACUGUCCAGUCUGUAAAGAGAAAUUCACCAAGAGACCAGAACUCAAGGUCAAUACAGCACUCAGAGAAGUUGUAGAUCACUUCAAGAAGAAAGGUGGUCUGAAUAAACCUGAGGUUCUUUGUGAUGUCUGCACUGGAGUGAAACAGAACGCCCUGAAAUCCUGUCUGGAUUGUGUUAUGACAUUUUGUAAAUUUCAUUUAGAGCCUCAUAAUAAUACUCCAAAACUUAAGAAACACAAACUAAUAAACCCAGUGAAAAACCCAGAGGACUACAUAUGCCAGAAGCACAGGAGACCCCUGGAGCUGUUCUGCAGAGAUGACAAAACAUGUGUGUGUAUGGACUGCACUGUGAAAGACCACAAGAAGCACAAGACUGUUCCUGUAGAGGAAGCAGUUGGAGAAAUGAAGUCACAGCUGGAGAAGACACAGACAGAAAUGCAGCACAUGAUGCAAUACAGAAUGAAGAAGAUCAAAGACUUGAAAGACUCAGCAGAGCUCAGAAAAAGAAACACAGAGAAAGAGAUUGCAGACAGUAUUGAAGUCUUCACUGCUCUCAUGCGCUCCAUUGAGAGAAGCCAAGCUGAGCUGGUAAAGACGAUGGAGGAGAAGCAGAAAGCAGCAGAGAAGCAGGCUGAUGACUUCAUUAAAGAGCUGAAGCAGGAAAUCAUUGAGCUUAAGAGGAGAGACACUGAGCUGGAGCAGCUCUCCCACACUGAGGACCACCUACACCUCCUACAGGCUUACCCAUCACUGUGCAGACCUCCACAAACCAAGAACUGGACUGACAUCUGUAUUCAACCUUAUCUGCGUGUAGAGCCCAUGAGAAACGCUCUGUCUCAACUUCAGACAGGUGUGGAGAACAUGAUGAGUGAAGCAGUCUCAACAGAAGUGAAGAGGAUUCAGCAGUUUGCAGUGGAUGUGACUCUGGAUGCUGAUACAGCUCAUCCCAAACUCAUCCUGUCCGACGAUGGAAAACAAGUGAGAGAUGAAAACAGAAAACAGAAGCUUCCUGACAAUCCAAAGAGAUUUAACAGAUGUACUUGUGCUCUGGGAAAGGAGGGAUUCUCCUCAGGGAGAUUUUACUAUGAGGUGCAAGUCAGUGGGAAGACUGACUGGGAUAUAGGAGUCGCCAGAGAGUCCGUUAACAGGAAGGGGAAGAUUGCAUUGAGCCCACUGAAAGGAUUCUGGACUAUGAGGCUGAGGAAUGGGAAUGAGUAUAAGGCUUGUGCUGAUUCCCCAUUCCUCCUCUCCCUGAGAGAGAAGCUCCAGAAGGUGGGGGUGUUUGUGGAUUAUGAGGAGGGUCUGGUCUCCUUUUAUGAUGCGGAGUCCAGAUCUCAUAUCUACUCUUUCACUGGUCAGUCUUUCACUGACAAACUCUAUCCAUUCUUCAGUCCCUGUAAAAAUGAUGGAGGUAAAAACUCAGCUCCCCUGAUCAUCUCACCCGUAUCAACGACUGAAUAAACUUUCAGUUGUAACUAUGACAGGCACACUGUUUUCUGAUACACUAUUCGAGAAACUGUUAUUUACUGUUUACUUACAGCCCUGUGUAUUAUAAAAUUACAAUACUUUUACAAUUACUAUACUACCGAGUAAAUUUGAUGUAAUUGAAAGCUUCAUUCUGCACCCAUGAAUUACUAGUGUCUGAGAGCCCUGAGAGCUCUUAUCUGAGAACCCGCAGUUUUUCUACAUUAUCUAGUACAAUAUGUAAUAUGAGGGAAUUUCUUCAUUAUGAUGUCAAAUCAAAUCAAAUCAAAUCAGAUUUAUUGUCACAUCACAAGAGUACAGGAGUACAGGUGAGUGAAAAACUUGGGUGCAAGUUAUUGUACACAGUUGUUGCAUGUACACAGUUAUUCAGAGUGGUUUGGUGAAAUGCUCAGUUGCAGUGGUCCGUUCUAGAGAAACUUUCAGACUGAGAACCAUUCACAAUGGUGGUGAUAGGAACCCGGCAUCUAGUGUUUUAAGCCUUCAAAAGCAACAUCACAGAGCUUUAUUUGUUGAAAUGGUUGCAAAUGCACAGUAUGAUGCCUGGAUGAUUAAAAAAAACUUAAUUGUAUUCAAUUUAUUUUGAAGGUUGUAUUAUGUAGUAGUGUUGUAAUAGCAAAUGUAUGUACUUAAACAUGCUAAACUAUAUUAGUAAAACAUGCUUUCAU